AUGGUUGCUGGAUUUUACGGUUUAUUGGCAGGAAUUUAUAUUUUACUAUUCGGUUACUCACCAAUUCUUCCAUGGGGAUUAUGUCAAAAUUGUUGCAUACGAAAACAAAUUAAAGAUGACCUUCAUGAACAAUAUCCAAAAUCAAUUCCUCUUAUAGAACCACCAAGUAUUGAUAAAACCGUAACAGAGAGAAUAGAUGAUUUAGAACGAUUUUUAAAACAAUUCAUUUGCGAUAAAGAAUCGGAAACGAAAAAUUAA
Molecule: messenger RNA, 258 nt
Organism: Funneliformis caledonium
Lineage: Eukaryota; Fungi; Glomeromycota; Glomeromycetes; Glomerales; Glomeraceae
Source: the annotation of a GenBank genome assembly